Orussus abietinus is the source of this 1964-nucleotide messenger RNA. RefSeq lists its product as uncharacterized. The coding region runs from base 64 to 1872 and encodes 602 amino acids. The transcript is spliced from 3 exons. Lineage: Eukaryota; Metazoa; Arthropoda; Insecta; Hymenoptera; Orussidae. The record is from RefSeq and is a predicted model, not a curated record.
UUAAAGGUUACAACAGUUAACAAAAAUGUUGACAGUUUUACGGAGCCAAUAUCUUAUUCAGAAAUGGAUUUACGUAGUAAGGCUAUUAACACUAAAGUAAGUUUAACUAAUGAAAUAAAUAAGUCAAAUUCUUUGGAAGUAAAGAAUGAUUCUGUAAUUGAUGAAACAUCAAUCAGUGAAGAAAUUGAGGAAGAAAAUCAUUUGGUAUCCAACAUUUCACCUGCAAGCAUUCAAUCUGCCAUGAACGGUACAAAUAAAAUUAUAAUUUCAGAAAUUCAUAAAAAUGAAGAGCAAAAUUUAAUUCCACAGGACAGUCCAAAUUCUUUCUACACUGAUGAUUUUUCUGAAUUCUCUUCUACUUCGUCUAGUAUAAUGCAGGAAGAUGAAAAAUCAUCAGAAAAUUCUUUCAAAACAAGUAAUUCUGAAAACAUAAACCUUAGCCAAGAAAAAUGUAUAUCGCAACGGUCAAAGGACACUCAUAGUCAAAUUUUAUCAGAGAACCAAAGUUUCUCAUAUGAAAAUAGCAUAGGGAUUCAAGAAAAAGAAGUUAUUGAAUUACUUUCAUCUAAAAAUAAACAUACUACUAGUGAAUAUGAAGUACAGCUUCAGAGGGAAUCAGAUGAUAACGACGUGGACACAUCAAUACAGACCAAUGAUUAUCAAAGGAGUCAAAAUUAUAAAGUAAAAUUACGAAAACAGGAAAAUUCUGAACAUGAAAAAGUUAAAAAUCAACAGAGCUGUCCCUCAUUAAAAAGUAACAAGAAGAAAUUAAAAAAUAUAUCAAAUAGGAAGCUGUUAACGACUGAAAAACAAAGUUGUAGCGGAUUUAACUCUUCUACUUGCUCCGAACGGAUUAUUAACCCAGCACCAAAUUCUUCAAAGCCAACCAAAGCGAAUGAGAAUUCACACGCAACAAUUAAUUUAAAAGAUAAACAUAUUAUGGUAUUAUUUAGUUUGGAAGGCGAAAAGGUCUUAUCUCCUAACAAAGCAAGAACUGAAUCCAUGUCAUCAACGGAUGAAGAAAUUUUCUCCAAAAAUAGUAGAAUCCGGGCAGAAAUUCCUCAACAGAAUUUACAAAAAUGUACAGAUAUCAGGAGGGCUGAGAGUGUCAUAACAUCACCUAACGUGACCAAAGAUAUAAGUAAUCUAGUGAUAAGAGGAUCAAAACCUGAAUCAAAUGAUACAUCACAAUCAUCGAAAACUCAAUCAAAUAAUGCUAUUAAACGUAAAACUAUUAUAACCAAGUCUGUCUCUGUUAAUCAUGUAUCAAAGCGCCCUGACCUCUUACAUUCAAAGAAAAGUCUCAAAGAAAUAAAAGUGUUUAGUAACGAACAUAAUGAUACCAAGCAUUGCAUUAGCAUGCCGUUAAAAACUUUUAAACAUAACAAGAUAUUGAAUAUUUCUGAGAUACGAACUGCCGGAAGAUAUAAACAGAGUGAAAAAAUGGUUAAAUCUAAAAAUAAGAGCGAUCGAUCACAGAAAAUUUAUCGAGAGUGCGAGUCUGUUUUUGUACAAAAUGCUCAUUUUCGUAAUCAAGAAAAAAGAAGACGUAAAACAAGAUCAAAACCUCCCAAGCAAUCUCAUUCUAAAGGGGUAACAUUUCUUAAAUUCAAGCCUCUCGAAUUUCCAAACAUUACUGGAUUCACACGUUCUGAAGUCACAUUAAAAUCAUCUAACGAAUUCCCGAGCCUUCUUCGAAGCCGAAUAUCGGAGAUUCAGGAAUGGUUGAAAGAUCAAGUCAUUUUGUACCGUAACUACUCCAACCUGGCGUCUGCAAUCAACGCAAAAUAUGUCCCGACGACGUUGGCAGGAGCGAAGAAGGUUAUUCGUGAUAUGCAGGACGAAAAGUGUAACAGUACCAGGUACGAUUGAUGGAGUAUAGAUCGGUAAACUAGUCAAGCGUUGAAACGUUAGAUCAAGUAUGUUAUGUCGUAACUGUGGACACGUUUUAAUAAAAGAAAAAG